AUGGUGGUGGGGAGCUUCUGCGCUCUCGUUCACGGAGCAGCGUCACCUCUCAUGCUGCUGGUUUAUGGCAUGAUGACAAACACGUUUGUGGCUUAUGAGCUGGAGGUCCAAGAACUGAAAGACCCAAACAAGACGUGCAUGAACAGCACUAUCUACUGGAUAAAUGGGGUGGAUAUUGAAGCACAGAUGACCAUGUUUGCAUAUUACUAUAUUGGGAUUGGAUUAGGAGUCCUGGUUGUUAGUUAUUUUCAGAUUUUCCUCUGGGUGUCAGCAGCUGCCAGGCAAGUUCAGAGGAUAAGAAAGACUUACUUCAGAAAAGUGAUGCGGAUGGAGAUCGGCUGGUUCGACUGUAACUCUGUUGGUGAACUGAACACGAGGAUAUCAGACGACAUCAACAAGAUCAACAACGCCAUUGCUGACCAGGUGUCUAUCUUCAUCGAGAGGAUCUCCACGUUUGUGUUUGGCUUCAUGGUCGGGUUCAUCGGAGGGUGGAAGCUGACUCUGGUGGUCAUAGCUGUGAGCCCUCUGAUUGGUGUAGCUGCUGGACUGAUGGCCAUGGCCGUCGCCAGGCUGACAGGACGAGAGCUGAAGGCGUACGCAAAAGCGGGAGCGGUGGCUGAUGAAGUUUUAUCGUCCAUCAGAACUGUAGCAGCAUUUGGCGGGGAGGAAAAAGAAACUGAAAGAUAUGACAAAAACCUCAUAGAAGCUCAGAACUGGGGCGUGAAAAAGGGUGCAAUAAUAGGCAUCUUUCAAGGAUACCUGUGGUGCAUCAUUUUCCUUUGUUUUGCUUUGGCCUUUUGGUAUGGAUCUAAACUGGUCAUUGACACCAAGGAGCUUUCUCCUGGUACUCUCAUUCAGGUGUUCUUUGGAGUACUCAUGGCAGCGAUGAACCUGGGCCAAGCUUCACCCUGUCUGGAGGCCUUUGCUUCUGGUCGUGCUGCAGCAAAGACCAUCUUUGACACAAUUGACCGGGAGCCAGAAAUCGAUUGUUUCUCAGAUAAAGGCCACAGAUUAGAGAAGGUAAAAGGUGACAUUGAAUUUCAUAACAUCUCUUUCUUCUACCCAUCACGGCCUGAAGUCAAGAUUUUAGACAACCUGAGCAUGCAGAUCAAGGCAGGAGAAACCACAGCUUUUGUUGGACCAAGUGGAUCUGGAAAGAGCACCACUGUCCAACUCAUCCAGAGAUUUUAUGACCCAAAGGAAGGCAUGGUGACUUUAGAUGGCCAUGACAUACGUACUCUAAACAUCCAGUGGCUCAGAUCUCUCAUUGGUAUAGUCGAGCAGGAGCCGGUGCUGUUUGCCACAACGAUUGCAGAAAACAUCCGGUUUGGUCGACCUGGAGUCAACAUUGAGGACAUCAUUGAGGCGACAAAACAGGCUAAUGCUUACAAUUUCAUUAUGGAUCUACCACAGAAAUUUGAUACCCUGGUGGGAGAAGGUGGAGGACAGAUGAGUGGAGGACAGAAGCAGAGGAUUGCAAUCGCUAGAGCUCUGAUACGCAACCCAAAGAUCCUGCUGCUGGAUAUGGCCACUUCUGCUUUAGACAAUGAGAGUGAGGCUGUAGUCCAGGAAGCCUUGGAUAAGGUGCGGACGGGCAGGACGACUAUCUCUAUAGCUCACCGUCUUUCCACUAUCAGGAAUGCAGAUGUGAUCAUCGGUUUUGAUCAUGGACAGGCUGUGGAGAAGGGAACGCACAGUGAGCUGUUAGAAAGGCAAGGAGUCUACUUCACCCUGGUCACCCUGCAGAACCAAGACACGUCUAAAACAGACAAUGAUGAAAUCAGUGAAGCUCUUGAAGACUUCAGCGUCAAAGCAAGGAGUGGAAGCCUCAGAGCCAGCAAGAGGAGCAUUACUCGACUGAGAUCUCAGAGCACUUUAUCAUCAGGCAGCCUCAAGAUCCUCCCAGACAUGAUGAUGACACCAGGAUCACAGACAUAUGAGGAAGGUGCAGAAGAGGAACAGGAGGAGUCAGCCCCAGUUGCUCGUAUCCUCAAAUACAACCAGCCUGAAUGGCCCUACAUGCUGCUGGGCUCACUGGGAGCAGCUGUGAAUGGCUCUGUUAACCCUAUCUAUGCUGUCCUGUUCAGUCAAAUUCUCGGGACGUUUGCAAUUCGUGACUUGGAUGAGCAGAGGGCGCAGAUCAACGGGAUAUGUGUUCUGUUUUGCAUUGUGGCUGUGGCGAGCGUCUUUUCACAGUUUUUACAGGGAUAUGCUUUUGCAAAAUCCGGAGAGCUGCUGACCCGUCGUCUAAGGAAAGUGGGCUUCCAGGCCAUGUUAAAACAGGAGGUUGGCUGGUUUGACGACCCCAUCAACAGCCCGGGAGCGCUGACCACCAGACUGGCCACUGAUGCAUCCAUGGUGCAGGGGGCAACUGGUUCUCAGAUUGGCAUGAUCGUCAACUCACUGACCAACAUUGGAGCGUCUUUCAUCAUUGCUUUCUACUUCAGCUGGAAGCUAACUUUGGUGAUUUUAUGCUUCCUGCCCCUCAUCGGGCUCUCGGGAGUGUUCCAAGCCAAAAUGCUGACAGGAUUUGCAAAUGAAGAUAAAAAGUCAAUGGAAGAAGCUGGUCGGGUAUCCAGUGAGGCUCUUGCGAACAUCAGGACGAUUGCAGGCUUGGCCAAAGAGAGCUCCUUCGUGGAAUCGUACGAGCAGAAGCUCGAGCUUCCAUAUAAAUCUGCCAAGAAGAAAGCCAACAUCUACGGGCUCUGUUUCGGUUUUGCCCAGUGUGUCAUCUUUAUGGCAUAUGCUGCUUCGUUCAGAUUUGGAGGCUAUCUGGUUAGCUCUGAAGGGUUACAAUAUAUGAUUGUUUUCAGAGUGAUCUCAGCUGUUGUGAUCAGUGGGACAGCACUGGGAAGGGCCUCCUCCUUCACUCCAGAUUACGCCAAAGCCAAAACUGCUGCCACUCAAUUUUUUAAACUCAUAGACAGAGUUCCUAAAAUCAGCACAAGCCAGACAGAAGGAGUGAAAUGGAAUUCAUUCAGAGGCGAUGUACAGUUCCUUAAUUGCAAGUUCACCUAUCCGACUCGGCCAGAUAUCCAGGUACUGAAGGGCCUGGUUGUGUCUGUGAAGCCGGGGCAGACUUUGGCGUUUGUUGGGAGCAGCGGUUGUGGGAAAAGCACCAGUGUCCAACUGUUGGAAAGAUUUUAUGAUCCCGAUGAAGGAAGAGUGUUGAUUGAUGGUCACCCGUCUCGUACAGUGAAUGUGCCCUUCCUUAGAUCUCAGAUUGGCAUUGUGUCCCAGGAGCCAGUGUUGUUUGACUGCAGCAUAGCAGAGAACAUACAGUAUGGGGAUAAUACUCGUACCGUCAGCAUGGAGGAGGUAGUGGAGGCCGCUAAGAAAGCCUUCCUCCAUGACUUUGUGAUGGCACUACCAGAUAAAUAUGAGACUCAAGUUGGCGCCCAGGGCUCCCAGCUGUCCAGAGGACAAAAACAACGCAUUGCCAUUGCUCGGGCCAUUGUCAGAAAUCCCAAAAUCCUGCUGCUUGAUGAAGCUACCUCUGCCCUGGACACAGAGAGUGAAAAGACUGUCCAGGCUGCACUGGAUGAGGCGAGAAAAGGUCGAACCUGCAUCGUCAUUGCUCACCGCCUGUCUACGAUACAGACCGCUGACAUCAUCGCUGUAAUGUCACAGGGAGUUGUGAUUGAACAAGGCACACAUGACACACUGAUGGCUAUGAGGGGGGCUUAUUACAAACUGGUCACCACAGGCGCUCCUGUCAGCUAGGCCCUACACAAAAGAUUUUAAGGGAAAUUAUUUACUUCUGAGUUAUAAAUUGGAUUAUUAGAAUUUAUUUCUUAUGUGCAAUUUGUAGGGAAUUUUCCCAGAAUUUCUUGUAAAUUCUUGUCAGGAAUACAAAAACUCGGGAAACCUUCAGUAAUUUGUCAAUAUUUUAAUUGGGAUUUUUGGAAAUAUUUAGGAAAUCUGCAUAAUUUUCCCCAAAAUGUUAGGAGAAUCUUUAUCAUGGGUAAUGUUUCCAGACACUUCUGUGAAUUUUUCCAUACUUUUGAGAAUUUUUUCACUAAAGUUGUUUAACAUUUCCAUUGAGAAAUUUGGGUUAUUUCCCCAGAAAAUGACAGAAAUUUACAGUUUCUACAUCAGAAAU
Messenger RNA from Cheilinus undulatus (humphead wrasse), 4102 nucleotides. RefSeq names its product ATP-binding cassette, sub-family B (MDR/TAP), member 11a (gene abcb11a). Lineage: Eukaryota; Metazoa; Chordata; Actinopteri; Labriformes; Labridae. Gene Ontology annotation, molecular function: ATP hydrolysis activity; ATP binding; ABC-type transporter activity. The coding region runs from base 1 to 3723 and encodes 1240 amino acids. The record is from RefSeq and is a predicted model, not a curated record. The transcript has 23 exons. Gene Ontology annotation, cellular component: membrane. Gene Ontology annotation, biological process: transmembrane transport.